UUGUGUUGUGUUGUUGCAGGUAAUGAGGCGAGGGCGAGGAAGGGGGUCAUCCAAAGAGCGUGUAGUGCAUAGGUAUGUGCGAGCAAUAAGCAAGCGAGGGAGUGAGUGUGUAAGGGCAGGCUUCUUCCCGGGCUCCCUCUGGACUCAUCCAUCCAACCUAUUCCAUUAUUCAACCAAGCUACCCUCUCCGGGUCCGGGGUGAUGGGCGUGAAUCAAAUGCAGAAACUGUUGAAGGCCUCACGCCCCAUUCUGGCCAUGUUGCCCGUCCAAAUAUUUGCAACCGGAAUGCAACUUCUUAGCAAAGUUAUUCUCAACCAUGGCACCUUCGUUUUCGCACUCAUGGCCUACCGUCACCUCGUCGCCGCUCUCUGCGUUGCACCCUUUGCCUUCUUCUUCGAAAGAAGAAACGCAAACAAGUUGAGCUGGCAGGUUUUGUUUUGGCUUUUUCUGAGUGCCUUCACCGGGAUAACAGCGGCAAUGGGACUGUACUACUAUGGUCUGCGAGACACGACAGCUACUUAUGCUACCAACUUCCUGAACUUGAUUCCCGUGGUGACAUUUGUAAUCUCCUCCAUGCUCAGGAUCGAAAAAGUGAGCUUGAAGAGAAGGGCAGGGCGAAUAACGGUAGUGGGGGCAAUUUUGUGCGUUGGGGGAGUAGUAAUUACGAGUGUUUACAGAGGGAAAGGAUUCCACAUUGGUCAUCAUGACGCCCACGUCAAUGAUAAUACAAAUAAUAACGCAAGUAAUGAGGGUGGUCGCCACUGGGGGCGAGGCACCCUCCUGCUUCUUGGCAGCUGCUUCUCCUAUUCUACAUGGUUUGUUGUCCAAGUGAAGUUGCUCAAGCUGUUUCCCUCGAAGUAUUUGGCCACCAUGCUAACAUGUGUCAUAGCAUGCAUUCAGUCAACACUGCUUGGGUUGUGCCUCGACACCAACAACGCCUCUUGGAAGUUGGGUUGGGAUCUUCAGCUUCUCACCAUUUUAUACUCGGGAGCACUGGCGACAGCAGCUACGUUUUGCUUGAUGACAUGGGCAAUUUCAAUGCAAGGCCCCACUUUCCCACCCAUGUUCAACCCCCUGACUCUAAUUUUUGUGGGAAUCUCAGAAGGCAUCAUACUUGGGGAGGAGAUUAAAGUGGGGAGCAUGUUGGGGACGGGUGUGAUGGUAGCGGGGCUCUACUGUUUCCUGUGGGGAAAGACAAAGGAGAUGAAGAAAUCAGCGCAUCUCCCAAGAGCAACAGCGGCUGCACUCGCAAUUGAAGCAGCAACAGCAACUUCAGAACCUGCGCCUCUGCCAUCAGCAGCUGUAGUGCCAACCGCUUCACCCACUCCCAAUAAUAAUACUCCAAUUGCUGCUUCUGAUGCAGAACAAGGCUGCAACAGAACAAACCCUUGAAACUUACCAACUUUAUUUACAUUUUAAUCUUUCAACAUCAAGAUAAGAACACUUGUGUUGUUAACCAUCCAUUUUCUCAAUUCACCAACUUAUUACCUUUCAACCCACAUCAGAAGUCGC
Molecule: messenger RNA, 1512 nt
Organism: Cucurbita pepo subsp. pepo (vegetable marrow)
Lineage: Eukaryota; Viridiplantae; Streptophyta; Magnoliopsida; Cucurbitales; Cucurbitaceae
Product: WAT1-related protein At5g64700
Cellular component (GO): membrane
Molecular function (GO): transmembrane transporter activity
Source: RefSeq, a predicted model, not a curated record